AUGGUACUGGGUACGGAUGUGGCUGUGGUGGGCGAGAGGCGUGCAUUGGCCGAGGGCCAGGCGGAGGAGGUGGCGGUGGCAUGGGAGGCGCUGCCCGAACCGCCGCACGAGUUUGUGACCAUGAUUGCCAACGAGUACCGAUACUUGGAGCCGACAGAGGUGAUGUAUGUGGCCAAAGCCUUCUUCAAUCGCAAGCAUCUGGAUCCUGAUUAUGAUGAUGAACUGAUCGAGGCUGUGGCUAUGAGCUGCCAGCGGCUGACGCAGCGGUCACCGCCGGAUCAUGUGGGGCUGGUCAAGCCGGUGGACAUUGCAGCCAUGGGUGCGAUUGGUGACUCGUUUACGGUGGCGUCCAACGCGCUGUCGACGACGUGGCUCAACAUGAACUGGUUCCCAGGCCUGUCGUGGUCGAUGGGUGCAGACGAGGGCACCAUGUCGGCAUACAACAUGAUGCGAGCCACGGGUCGGCCGGAUGUGGUGGGCGGGUCUGUUGGCGUCGGCGACGUCGGCGCCAACAUGCACUGCAAUCAGGCGAUUGCCGGCUCGACGGUGCAAGACAUGCCGAACCAGACGUACGCGCUGAUCGAGGCGUUCAAGACGCAGCUCAACGAGACCGGGUAUGCAACCGAGUGGAAGACAGUGACUGUGUUUAUUGGCGGCAACAACCUGUGUCAGUACUGCAAGAAGCCCGGCCCCAACUCGCCGCAGGUGUACGAGGCCGGCCUCCGGGCGGCAUUCGAUGUUCUCGCCACCAUUCCGCGAGUCAUUGUCUCGAUUGUGCCGAUUUUUGACGGGACGCAGCUUCGCGAGUUCAUGGGUCCCUUCUGCCACCUCGUACUCGACAAGCUCUGCCCGUGCUUCAUCUCGUCCGACGAUGGGGUGCUGGAGCAGUCGCGACACAACAUCGCGACGUUCAACGGCAUCAUGGAGGACAUUGUGGCCGAGUACAACAACCAGACCGGCUCGGACUGGGCGGCAGUCUUCCAGUCAUACCUCGCGGGUCUCCGCGUUCCGCACGGCGAGGCUGGCAAGGAGUGGCUCUCCCGCGCCGAUUGCUUCCACCCGUCUGGCCACCGCGGGCAGCCGAUGAUCGGCAUGGGCAUGUGGAACUCGAUGAUUUCACCCGUCGGCGCCAAGCCGACGCUCACCCCUGAGACAACUCUCAAGUGCCCUACCGAUGACGACUACCUCUUCACGCCCAAGACAUUGCCGUCCAAGAUCGUGACGUCCAAAGGCAAGGCUGCGCCGUGA
Thecamonas trahens ATCC 50062 is the source of this 1248-nucleotide messenger RNA. RefSeq lists its product as uncharacterized. The record is from RefSeq and is a predicted model, not a curated record. Gene Ontology annotation, molecular function: glycerophospholipase activity. Lineage: Eukaryota; Apusomonadida; Apusomonadidae. Bases 1 to 1248 code for a protein of 415 amino acids. Gene Ontology annotation, biological process: phospholipid metabolic process. The transcript has 2 exons.